Apodemus sylvaticus (European woodmouse) is the source of this 3523-nucleotide messenger RNA. RefSeq names its product solute carrier family 7 member 5 (gene Slc7a5). The record is from RefSeq and is a predicted model, not a curated record. The transcript is spliced from 10 exons. Gene Ontology annotation, biological process: amino acid transmembrane transport; neutral amino acid transport. The coding region runs from base 93 to 1631 and encodes 512 amino acids. Gene Ontology annotation, molecular function: neutral L-amino acid transmembrane transporter activity; L-amino acid transmembrane transporter activity. Lineage: Eukaryota; Metazoa; Chordata; Mammalia; Rodentia; Muridae. Gene Ontology annotation, cellular component: membrane.
CGGGGCGGGCACAGACGCAUUUCUCAGUACGCGGAGAGCGGCUCGGCCGCGCGCACGCCGGGUAUCCAGGCCGAGCCGGGAACGCCGAGAGCAUGGCGGUCGCGGGUGCAAAGCGGCGCGCGGUUGCGGCCCCGGCGACGGCGGCGGCGGAGGAGGAGCGCCAGGCGCGGGAGAAGAUGCUGGAGGCGCGGCGCGGGGACGGCGCGGACCCCGAGGGUGAAGGCGUGACCCUGCAGCGCAAUAUCACGCUGCUCAAUGGUGUGGCCAUCAUCGUGGGCACCAUCAUCGGCUCCGGCAUCUUCGUGACGCCCACAGGCGUGCUCAAGGAAGCGGGCUCGCCCGGACUGUCGCUCGUGGUGUGGGCUGUGUGCGGCGUCUUCUCCAUCGUGGGCGCACUCUGCUACGCGGAGCUGGGCACCACCAUCUCCAAGUCGGGCGGCGACUACGCCUACAUGCUGGAAGUCUACGGCUCGCUGCCCGCCUUCCUCAAGCUCUGGAUCGAGCUGCUCAUCAUUCGGCCAUCCUCACAGUACAUCGUGGCGCUGGUCUUUGCCACCUACCUGCUCAAGCCGGUCUUCCCCACUUGUCCGGUGCCGGAGGAGGCUGCCAAGCUCGUGGCCUGCCUCUGCGUGCUGCUACUCACCGCCGUGAACUGCUACAGUGUGAAGGCUGCUACACGUGUGCAGGACGCCUUUGCCGCCGCCAAGCUGCUGGCCCUGGCCAUCAUCAUCCUACUCGGCUUCAUCCAGAUGGGGAAGGACAUGGGACAAGGUGAUACGUCCAACCUGCAGCAGAAGUUGUCCUUUGAAGGCACCAAUCUGGACGUGGGGAACAUUGUGUUGGCAUUGUACAGUGGCCUCUUCGCCUAUGGAGGAUGGAACUACCUGAAUUUUGUCACGGAGGAGAUGAUCAACCCCUACAGGAACUUGCCCCUGGCCAUCAUCAUCUCCUUGCCCAUUGUCACCCUGGUCUAUGUGCUGACGAACCUGGCCUACUUCACUACCCUGACCACCAACCAGAUGCUGACGUCUGAGGCUGUGGCUGUGGAUUUUGGGAACUACCACCUGGGAGUCAUGUCCUGGAUCAUUCCCGUCUUUGUGGGCUUGUCCUGCUUCGGCUCCGUCAACGGCUCUCUGUUCACAUCCUCAAGACUGUUCUUCGUGGGAUCCAGGGAGGGCCACCUGCCUUCUGUCCUCUCCAUGAUCCACCCACAGCUCCUGACACCUGUGCCAUCACUGGUGUUCACGUGUGUCAUGACCCUGAUGUACGCCUUCUCCAGAGACAUCUUCUCCAUCAUCAACUUCUUCAGCUUCUUCAACUGGCUGUGUGUGGCCCUGGCCAUCAUCGGCAUGAUGUGGCUCCGCUUCAAGAAGCCUGAGCUGGAGCGUCCCAUCAAGGUGAAUCUGGCCCUCCCGGUGUUCUUUAUCCUGGCCUGCCUCUUCCUCAUUGCCGUGUCCUUCUGGAAGACACCUGUGGAAUGUGGCAUUGGCUUUGCCAUCAUCCUCAGCGGCCUGCCUGUCUACUUCUUUGGUGUCUGGUGGAAGAACAAGCCCAAGUGGAUUCUGCAGGCCAUCUUCUCUGUGACAGUGCUCUGCCAGAAGCUGAUGCAGGUGGUACCUCAGGAGACUUAGCCACAGGUCCUGGGUGCCGCCCGGAGAGAGCUGCAUCAGACAACUCACCUUCUGAAGAGCAGCAGCCAGGCCUGUCUCCCCACAGCUCCAGUGAACACCACCAGCUACCUAACACCAUCUGCUAUCCCUCAAAGGUCAGGUGUCCACAGUGGCUGUGAAAGAAAACUGGUACGAUUUGGUCCCAGAGGGUGACUGUCCAUGCAUACACAACACCUGGUGUGAGGUGUGCAUGCUGGGACCUGAGGCCUGGUCUUUAACUUUCUGGGGACUGCCGCCACAUCUGGGCUUUCUCCCCUCUGAUUUUUUUGUUUUGUGUUUUGUAGCACACAUUUGGGUCAAGUUUACACUACCGAGAUGAUUAUUUUUUAACAAAACAGGGUAGCAAGGAGCAGGAGAUGGUGUGGCCAAACAGUCUGGCUCUGAGUGUGGGAACUGCUGGCCACAGCUCUUCUCCAAAGGCUGUCGCUCAGUAACACAGUGUGCCUCAAGGGGACCGCAUCACUGUCACCAGGUCGAAAGAACUACUGAGAUCAGACAUCGGCUGUUUCACUGUGGACUUGGACUGACAGAUGGACGGCGCAUACGCUAGCUUGGGCUUUAGUUUUCUGGGGUUCUUAGAGAUAGAACCCCAACCUUGCUCAUGAGGCAGAGCUCCACUGUGGGUCACUUGUUACGUUGUAAAUGUAGAGCUAGGGUCUUGCCACCCUGAAGUCCUGGCCCCAAGAGAAAGAUGUCUGCAGCCAUAGCCCUUACAGCACCUAGCUGUCAGCUGCAGGGCCCUGCGGUGUGCUCUGCUCAUUCACGCAGCAGUGCUCUGGUUCUCCGCACAGCACUCCCCGCCCCAGCUCUCCGAGAACCAGAGAACCAGACCAGCACAUGGCUCUCCCACCCUCGCACCUCGUCUGCCUCCAUCGAUCUUGAGCAGCAUCUGUCAAGUCACCACCAUCCCCUCAGCUCCCCCCUCCCCACCCUGGCCGUUGUUCAGAAGAAUAGGCACCAAGCACCCCUCUGCUCUCUGCCACCCGUGUGGCAUGACCACUCCAGCUCCCCAAGUAUGAAAGCCACUGGCUACAUGUGUGGGACCAUUCUGCAGGCUUCCCACUCUGUUCUGGGGGAGACAGUGGAGUCCAGCCAGCAGCGCAUCUAAUGAUCUGCUUGGUAGGACUCAGGGAUGUAAGAAACCCCUGCUGGCCCCUGCCACUGCCUCAGAUGAAGUGAGGGUGUCAACUGGAGUGGCUACUAUGCAGUUCUUACAUAGUGGUGACUUUUACCACUGGCCACCCUGACGGCUCCUCUAUGCUUCUGGGGUUCCCUUUCACUGGGUCAAGGUCAGAGUGCCUCCUGAAGGUUCUGCCAGAGAUUUGAACUGGGACCUCUUCUCUGGAAAUCAGGGCAGGGUCCUGGGGUGUAUCCUCAGUCACAGCCUUGUGCUCAUAGGGCAGAGAUUCGUGGGCCAUGCAUGGUGCUGACCCAGGCCCUCUGAGAAGGCCCUGCCAUUCCUAUUUGUGACGCCCUGAGGGCGCCCAUAUGUAGGUUUCUGCUUGUAAAUUAAGCCCCCCCCCCCAUCACUUCCAUUUUACCCAGUGCUUUGUAUCUUGGUUUUGUCCUAACUUGUCACUGUCACUGCCCCAAAGGACACACCUGCCUGGCCCCUUUCAGUCAUGAGUGUCUGAGUGGUGUGUAAGGCUGUGUCCCUACAACACUGGGUCCAUCUGCUGUGCUACCUGAGUUAGUGCUGUGGUUGUAAUGUCUUUUACUAUUGUAUUAAUGGCUAGCCUGUUACAUUAGACUGGGGGGUGGGGUACAGGGGUCUGCUGUUUUGUGAGGCUUUUUGUUUUUUGGGGGGAGGGGAUUGGUUUUUUUUUUUUUAAAAAAAGCUAUUGGAAUUCUAA